AUGGAUUUUUCAAAUUGUCAAUCACAAUUCGAAAAAUGUGCUAUUGAUCAAUGUAGUCGUAGACCACGAUCAUCAUGUAAAUGUUGUAAACAAGAACUAUGCUAUCAGCACUUAUGGAAACAUGAAGAUUUACUUAUUGCUCAAUUGAAACUAUUAAAAAAAGAUAUUCACGAAGUCAAUCGUCGAUUACAAACAGUGAAUGUACGAGAAUCAAUGUCAAAUUUUCGCGAACAUCUUAAAAAAUGGCGUAUUAAUUGUUACACAAUUAUUGAUAGUUUAUGUGAUAGAAAAUCUGAAGAAUUUUACGAAUAUAUUGAUAUGAAUUUUAGUCAACAACGCAAAAAUAUUGGCCAUAUACAAAAACGAAUUGAAGAAUUUAUUAAAAGUGAAGACGGAAAUCCGCAAGAAAUAAACUUGAUAAAAUCAACUGUUGAUGAUCUUAGUAGAAAAAUGGAUAAAAUUCAAAAAUCAGAUUUUCCCGUUACAGUUUUACCAUUAAACAUUGAUGAAAAUUUAAUUCAAAUCAAUUAUUAA
Molecule: messenger RNA, 534 nt
Organism: Rotaria socialis
Lineage: Eukaryota; Metazoa; Rotifera; Eurotatoria; Philodinida; Philodinidae
Source: the annotation of a GenBank genome assembly